Chinchilla lanigera (long-tailed chinchilla) is the source of this 1617-nucleotide messenger RNA. It is a transcript of the gene Ccdc159, whose product is annotated as coiled-coil domain containing 159. The record is from RefSeq and is a predicted model, not a curated record. The transcript is spliced from 13 exons. NCBI's taxonomy places the organism in Eukaryota, Metazoa, Chordata, Mammalia, Rodentia, Chinchillidae. Bases 124 to 1347 code for a protein of 407 amino acids.
AGCGGAAGGGGAUCGCAAGCGUGGCGGGCGCAGGGUUCACGCUCCGGGGGCGGGGCUUAACCUGAAGACCCCGCCCCUCACGAAAGAAUUCUCCCGGGAGAGGCGGUCGAAGAAUCAGUGACCAUGACCGAAGCGGGAGAGGGACAGGAUACAGCGACCCCCUUUUGGCCGGCCUGUCCCGGGACCCUUACUACUCGCUGUCCUGCUGCUCCUGCCCUCGUUCGCCCUCCGCUGGGUGUUCCGCUGAGAACAGGACAUGUGACAAACAAGGCUUUGGACUGCACGACUCACUGGCCCAGGACCCCAGAGCCAGAGGCCGGGGCAGCCACUUGCUCGGAGCGCGGUGUGAGCAGCAAGGACCAGAAGCCGGAGCGGGGCUCUGAGUUGCAGGCGCAGGAGGCUGCCCCCUUUGCCAACCUGGACCUGAAGACGGAGUCUCAUCAGGACCACGACCUCCUGAAGUGGGACUGCAGCUUAGCCAAGAAAACCUCAGAGACCAGCUGUCCCACCGUCAAAGCCAAGUCCACCGCGAUGAUUCCCGACUCUCAGAAGCUCCUGCGGCGCGAACUGGAGUCAGUCAAGAGCCAGCUACAAGCCCAGACCAAGGCCUUCGAGUUCCUGAACCACUCGGUGACCAUGCUGGAGAAGGAGAGCUGCCUGCAGCAGAUCAAGAUCCAGCAGCUGGAAGAGGUGUUGAACCCCGUGGGCCGCCAGGGAGAGAAGGACGGGCGCAAAUGGGGCACCGAGCAAGGCCGGCAGGAGCUGUACGGGACCCUGGCCCGAGGCCUUCGGGUGCUGCAGAGGACCGUGCGCGAAAGCGAGGAGCUGCAGCGGUCGCGCACCACCCGCUGCCUGCAGCUGCUGGCCCAGGAGAUCCGGGACAGCAAGAAGUUCCUGUGGGAGGAGCUGGAGCUGGUGCGGGAGGAGGUGACCUUCAUGUACCAGAAGCUCCAGGCGCAGGAGAGCGAGAUCGCAGAGAACCUCUCGAACAUCCAGAAGGUGCAGAGGACACAGGUGAAGUGUCGCAAGCCCCAGGUCCUGACGAAGAUGAAGCAACAGCAGGGAUAUGAGCCGCCUUCCUGUCCCGAGGCUGAGGAGGCACUGCCGGGAAGCGAUGCCUGGAAGGAUGACCUCCAGAAAGAGCUGAGUGACAUAUGGUCCGCUGUCCAUGGGCUGCAGAAUUCCAUUGAUGGCCUUACCACGUCCUCAGAGGCUCCCCGCAGGGCCUCCAGCCUCAGGGGCAACAGGGGACACCGGUGCCUGAGCCCUGCGCUCCCUUCCUGGGUCUCAGAAUCCCACUGGGAUCCGCCGCCUUCCAGCAAGAGCCGACCCUUCCCUUUCGUUUGAGCAGCCGGGGACUGCUCGUCCUGAAGACCCCCCCCCCCAGAGAGAAAAUAAACUAGCCAGACCCUCCUCGCCGGACUCCUGCUCCUGCUGCUUCCUGUGCUAGGACACCCCACACCCCAAGUUACUCAGGGUCAGGGAAGGUGCAGAGACCCCGGAGACUGUGCUGGUCGGGAGACAGGAUGAGGCCACAUUCAGGAGUGACAAGGUGGAGUCCAGACAGGGCUGGUCGGACAGGCUUUCCCACCCCGGUCCCACAGCUUUCCUACCUGC